This is a messenger RNA of Linnemannia hyalina, 1947 nucleotides long. NCBI's taxonomy places the organism in Eukaryota, Fungi, Mortierellomycota, Mortierellomycetes, Mortierellales, Mortierellaceae. The record is from the annotation of a GenBank genome assembly.
AUGGACAAGCGCCGCCAAGCCGUACUAAACGCGAAAAAGUCUACUGUUCAGAAAAAGAAGACUGCUCCACGGAAGACUGCUAUCAACACCACCGCCACUAGCGCCCCCAGUAAAGAAGGUCCCCAGUCACCACUAAGCGCGACCCCGACCACCCACACCACCGACGCAGAUGGAGUAUCACCACUCUCGAACGGGAACAUCUCUCUCCACAACGAAAGCACAGCACCACCGCAUCAUAAAAAAUCGUCGGUGCAGGAUCAUGACCACGACAGCACAUAUCCACACUAUUCAGACGAGGAGGAGGACAUGGAGGACUACAAGCGAGGAGGAUACCACUACAUCUCUGUCGGAGAUGCCUUCCAUGAGGGUCGCUAUAUCACUCUUCGCAAGCUAGGAUGGGGCCACUUUUCCACUGUUUGGCUGGCAAGAGAUACAGUUGGAAAUCGACAUGUGGCGCUGAAGGUCGUCAAGUCUGCUGCACACUACACAGAGACCGCCGUUGACGAGAUCAAGUUGCUAGAGAAGGUGGUCAAAGCGAAUCCGGAUGCGCCAGGCAGGAAAUACGUCGUCGAACUACUCGACCACUUUAUGCAUCGGGGACCCAACGGUCUGCACGUCUGCAUGGUGUUUGAGGUCCUGGGCGAAAACUUGUUGAGCGUCAUCAAGCGCUACCGACACGAGGGUAUCCCCAUCCAUCUUGUCCGACAAAUUAUACACCAGGUCUUGAUGGGACUCGACUACAUGCAUAGGGAGUGCGGCAUUAUUCACACGGAUCUCAAGCCGGAGAACGUCCUUGUUUGCGUCGAGGAUGUUGAGCAGGUCGUCAAAGGACUGAUUGGCGACUUGGAUUAUACCGACCCCGUUGCGCUUGCUAAAGCAGGACGGUCAGCAAAGGCAAUGAUUGUUGGAAGCAGGCCGUUGACACAUGGAGCAAGUGGGUCGCAGAACGGCAAGGACCAAGGAGCACCCUCGAGCAGCAGCACGCCAGCCUACACUACCUCAACACCGUACAACACCUUGACCAAGAACCAGAAGAAGAAGCUGCGGCAAAAGCUGAGCAAGCUGGGCACACAAGAAUCAGUCGAGGACGAACCCACAAGUCCCAGCACAGAGAAGCUAUUGACCACAGCGACUCUCGAGCGGACGAUGAGCGAUAUCAAGCUGGAUGGCAAUGUGGAGCCAACAACUAAAGACGAGACCGCACAUGAGCUAGUGGGUAUCCCACGGACAAUCACCGUCAAGAUUGCGGAUCUCGGAAAUGCAUGCUGGGAGGAUCAACACUUUACGAACGACAUCCAGACGCGUCAGUACCGAUCUCCCGAGGUCAUUCUCGGAGCCAAGUGGGGACCUAGCACGGAUGUUUGGAGUGUAGCCUGCAUGGCGUUCGAGUUGAUCACAAGCGACUAUCUCUUCGAUCCUCAGAGCGGGGCUUCGUACACUAAGGAUGAUGAUCAUAUGGCGCAAAUUAUCGAGUUGAUGGGCAACUUUCCCAAGAAGCUGGCUUUGAAUGGAAAGUACUCACAGGAGUUAUUUAACCGCAAGGGCGAGCUUCGUCAUAUCCACAGGCUGCGUAUGUGGCCGCUGCAGGACGUCAUUCACGAGAAGUACCUGAUGCCGCGGGCAGAUGCCGACUUUUUGGCUGACUUCCUGACCAAGAUGCUGGUUCUGGACCCUGCACAGAGAUCGGCCGCUCAGCAGAUGGCACAGCACCCCUGGUUGUUUGUAAAAGACAAGUUGCCUGACGACGAGGACGAGAACGAGAACAAGGACAACAAGGACAACAAGGACAACAAGGACAACAAGGAUGGUGGUGAAAUCAAGGCAGAGGAGACAGCAGCAGUGGCGGUGAAGAAAGAGAGUACCGAGAAAACGCGUGCUGAUGAGACUAUGGUGGAGACAACUAGCGAGGCGAAGGAUGAGGACGGCAUGGAUGAGGAUGUUAACUGA